UGCAAUACUUUAUAAAAUAUGUAUAUCUAAAUACAAAAAUUGGAAUGAUAUAUUAAAAUUAAAAAAAGAUUUUUUCAGUAAUUAACACAUUAUAUAUUAGUCUCAAAUGUAAUCCUAUUAUAAUAGUAAUUAUAACAGUCAUAUUCUAAUACUAAAUAAUUUCAAAUUUCACAUCAUAUGAUAAAUAAUUGCUAGUAUAAGGAUUACAAUGGUUAAUGAUUGCGUAGUUCAGUCCAUUAUAAGUUAUUGGAAACCUUGAUCUUUAAUUAGGUUUGCCAUAUCAACAAGGACUUCGAUCCCAAAAGUCACCCAAAUCCAAUUAUUUCUCAGGACAUAAAUACCCCUAUGCCACCAAUCAUCAGCUAAAAUUUGCAUCAUCUGCAAAGCACGACUCCCAAAGUCUCUGACCUCCUAUUUAGUCUCCAUCCCCGUCAGCCUCCUUUCCCACUCCCUCCGUUCCAAAGCCGCCAUUGCUUUCUACUGUCGGACAAGACGAGUCCACCAACAACCCAAACCCUCUUCUUUCCCAAUACACCCCAUGGCCGGCUCUCCUCCUCCGCCGCCGUCUCCGCCGCCCUCCAUCGACCCCAGAAGUGGCUUCUGCCAGAAAACCAAGAUCUUCCACAGCCUCCGCCCCGCCGUUACCCUCCCUCCGGUGACCGUCCCCCUCUCCGUCACCUCUUACGCCUUCUCCCUCCUCCCCUCCCCUCUCCCCUCCCACCCCGCCCUCGUCGACGCCGCCACCGGCUCCGCCGUCUCCUUCCCGGACCUCCUCUCCCAGUCCCUCUCCCUCGCCGCCUCCCUCCGCACCCACCUCGGCCUCUCCCCCAGCCACGUGGCCCUCAUUCUCUCCCCCGCCCGCCUCGAGAUUCCCGUCCUCUAUUUCGCCCUCCUUUCCCUCGGCAUCGCCGUCUCCCCGGCCAACCCCGCCUCCACCCCCGCGGAGAUCGCUCGCCUCUGCCGCCUCUCCAACCCCUCCGUCGCCUUCGCCGUCUCCGCCGCCGCCGCCGUCCUUCCUCGCAACCUCCCUACCCUCCUUCUCGACUCCCCCGAAUUCCAGUCCCUCCUCACCGCCGUCCCCUCCGCUGCUGCACCGGCGGAGGUCCGGCAGUCGGACACGGCGGCGAUCCUUUACUCGUCGGGGACGACGGGGCGGGUGAAAGGCGUCGAGCUGACCCACCGGAACGUGAUAGCGGAGCUGGCGUCGUUAUUUACGGCGCAAGGGCGCCGCCUGUCGCCGGUAGUGCAGAUGGUGACGGUGCCGUUAUUCCACGUGUUCGGAUUCAUGUUCUGCUUGAAGGCGGUGGCGGUUGGGGAGACGGCGGUGAUCCAGACGGCGCGGUUCGACGUCAAGAAGACGCUCCGAGCCGUUGACCGGUUCGGCGUGACCAACCUCACCAUGGCCCCACCAGCGCUUCUGGCGAUGGUUAGGGUUUGUGAAGAUGGAGGGCCGUUCGAUCUCAGUUCCCUGGAGGCGAUCUCCUGCGGUGGAGCACCAGUUAGGAUGGAGUUGAUUAAAAGAUUCGUGCAGAGGUUUCCAAAUGUUCGCCUAAGCCAGGGAUAUGGAUUGACGGAGUCGAGUAGUGGCUUGUUCCGGUCGGUUAAUGUGGAAGAAAGUCGACAUCUUGGUUCCGUGGGGCGUCUUAUCUCAGGAUGUGAAGCAAAGAUUGUUGAUCCUGUUACUGGAAAAGCUCUGCAUCCAGGCAUGCAAGGUGAACUUUGGGUUAGAGGCCCAACAAUUAUGAAGGGUUACAUUGGUGACCAGGAAGCAGCAUCUGAAAUCUUGAAUUCUGAAGGAUGGUUAAAAACUGGGGAUCUGUGUUACAUUGAUGAUGAUGGAUUCCUAUUUGUUGUUGACAGGCUAAAAGAGUUGAUAAAAUACAAGGGAUAUCAGGUCAUCAAUGUCAAUGGAUUUGAUGGAGAGGAGCUAAUCGAGGAUGGAGCCCUUGGUGCCAGAACGGUGGGGGCGAGGGUGAUGCGGACAGAAUCGAGAGCGACUCAGCCACAAUGGCCAAGCUAACAUGCUUUGAGAGCUGGAGCAAUAAAGCAGAGCAAAGAGGUAAGGGAAAAGAGGAAAAGAUGACAGAGGUGGGGAUAUUUUGGUCAUUUGCAGAUGGCCGUCAACAACGUUAGUCGGGAUGGAAGGUCCAAUUUGCAAUGAAAUAGUAUUUUGAAGGCCCACUUCAAGACUUUAAGGAUGGAGCGGUCACUAUGUCAAAUGGGUAAAAUUGAAGGGGGCCUCAGUGUAUUUAUCCUACUUAUUUAUUACUUGCUAUAAAUUAUCAAAAAAUACUUUUUACUAGAUUAUGAUAAAACUAGGGAAAGACUAUGAUGAAACACAAAGAAAUGGUUCAACAAAAAAUUGACAAUUUAGAUAAGUGAAUAACCUUUGGAUCAUAGACCUAACUGAAACCCAUGCAUGAAGCACCCCCUGUGAAUAGCAGUCCUGUGGUCAGUAUUGGUUCGUAAAGAAACUGUCGUCAAAAAAGGUUUAGUUGUGCAAAUCAAGCAAUAAAUAAAGCCCAUUUACUUUACGGAAGUUUCCACUUAUGCCUGUAUUACAGAAUUUGCUUGUUCCACUUAUAAAUGCAUGUGCUGGACACCGUACUGAGAUUAGAUUUAGAAUUUUGUAUCCAUAGAGGUCCUCCAUUUUCAUUGCAAUCUUGCCACCCUUUAUUUUGAUGUUUUUUAUUAUGUUGGCCCUA
Messenger RNA from Elaeis guineensis (African oil palm), 2705 nucleotides. Lineage: Eukaryota; Viridiplantae; Streptophyta; Magnoliopsida; Arecales; Arecaceae. The record is from RefSeq and is a predicted model, not a curated record.